CAUCAUGCUAACAAGUGUCACUCAAACCGGGUUAUGAGCAAAGGAUCCGGGGAGGGGAAGGGAGCAAUUAAAAGACAGAAAAAUAUGAAUAAUUUGCGGCCGUUCUAAUCAAUACCCUCGAGAACCAUUCACUCUAUAAAAUGGCACUCUUGACAAAAAGCGUGGUCAUUUUGCUAGGGGUUGUUGCCCACCAAGUAGUGUGUUCUAUAGACACAUGCGCAUCAUUAGUAACCUCUAUCUCAAUCCCGAAUACCACGAUCAUCGCUCACAACUAUCUUCCCAAUGGAACCAAUAUCGCCCUUCCCGGAACUGUAGAAUCAUGUGGUGGACCCGAUCUAACGGUCAACUCUACGGCCGAUCUCUGUCGACUUGUGCUUGUCGUCUCUACAACUGCAUCGAGUGAGGUUCAAUUAGAAGCCUGGCUUCCUGACCCUGAGAUUUGGAAUGGGCGAUUGCUGGCGACUGGAAAUGGCGGGAUUGGAGGGUGCAUUGACUAUGCCACGAUGCAAAACGGGGCUGGCUUAGGUUUCGCGGCUUUCGGGACCAAUGCUGGGCAUAAUGGUUCGGUCGGAUACGAGUUCUUCCUCAAUCAGCCGGAAGUUAUCAACAAUUUCGGUCAUCGAGCGAUUCAUGUUGAAGCGGAGGUUGGUAAGGAACUGGUGCGGCAGUACUAUGGGACAGAAGCGACGAAGAAUUACUAUGCGGGCUGCAGCACAGGAGGACGCCAGGGAUUUCAGAACGCAAAUCUAUAUCCGGAAGACUUCGAUGGGCUACUCCUUGGAAGCCCGGGUAUAAAUUGGCUUCAUAUCGUGGCGUCGAAAGGGAUACUGGCUCGACGGAUCGGAUGGCCAUUUCUAAAUUCAUCAGCAUAUGUCCGUCCGGAGCAAUGGUCAGCCAUUGUCGAAGCGCAAAUCCGACAGCUGGAUCCAUUGGACGGGGUGGUGGACGGGAUAAUCGACGAGCCGACGAAGCAUCGCUUUGACCCUAUGAGUCUGGCUUGUGGCGCCGGUGUGCUUAACGGCUCGAUGUGCCUUAGCCCGCAACAGAUUGAAUCGGUACGCAAAGCGUAUGAACCAAUUGCGAGCACCUCGGGUCAAAUUGUGUACCCGGCCUUUGAACUCGGAUCUAAGACCGACGUAUUCUCUGAGAAUCAAAAGAAUGGAACGGCGCAGUUAAGUUAUACCAUCCUACAGGAUUUCUGGCGCGGAGCAAUCUAUAACGAUAGUAAUUGGACGCCGAACAGUUUUAGUGAAUCGGAUAUGGACUUUGCCUUGGAAACCAACCCUGGGCAAGUAAACGCGGACGAUACAGACCUAUCAAGCUUCCACCGUAGGGGAGGCAAGAUCAUCUCGUAUCACGGAAGAAACGAUGAAACCGUGACAUCUGCGCUGUCUGAACAAUUCUUUGUUGGAGUUCAAAGUGCCCUUAACCUAACACUAGAAGAGAUUCACGAUUUCUACCGACUGUUCUUCCUUCCGGGUAUGCAUCAUUGCUCAGGGGGUCUGGGAGCAUGGAGCAUAGGGAAUGCUCAAAAAUACCCAUACGAUAAGAAGUUACUGGACCCUGACCAUAAUGCCCUUCUUGCGCUUGUUGAAUGGGUUGAAAAUGGUGCCGCGCCGAAGACGUUGAUUGGGACGAAGUAUGAAAACGAUUCGAUGGGAGGCAGCAUAAUCGCACAGAGAACAUAUUGCCCCUAUCCGAUAGUCAGCAAAUGGAACAAGGUUAAUGACACGAGCCUCGCGACAAGUUGGGAUUGUGUCCUUCCAGAGGGAUGAAAAGUAAAUAGAGGAUGUAAUUGAAAUUUAGUUGCUUAGGCGGAUUAAAUAGCCCCUAAAAAUUAAAAUACUGAGUAAAUUUAGGGCAUGAGUUCAGCCCCUGAAUCGUACAAAACCCCUCAAUUCCAUCCACCAACAUUAAAAAAACGGGGUUCAUGAUUGAUAUCUAAUUUUCUCUAGGCGAUUAUAAAGGGUGUUUUAUAGAGGAUAGCCAAAAAGUAGAAGGCGCAAUAGAGUAUGCCCUCACACCGGAUUGAACGAUGGACCUCAGCAUGAACUUGUAAUAUAAGAAUACGAGUGCUGCGCUCUACCACUGAGCUAUAAGGGCUUCAUAUGGUUAU
Annulohypoxylon maeteangense is the source of this 2116-nucleotide messenger RNA. Its product is annotated as tannase and feruloyl esterase. The coding region runs from base 141 to 1775 and encodes 544 amino acids. The record is from RefSeq and is a predicted model, not a curated record. The transcript is spliced from 3 exons. Lineage: Eukaryota; Fungi; Ascomycota; Sordariomycetes; Xylariales; Hypoxylaceae.